Castor canadensis (American beaver) is the source of this 2244-nucleotide messenger RNA. RefSeq names its product CCAAT enhancer binding protein delta (gene Cebpd). Gene Ontology annotation, biological process: DNA-templated transcription; regulation of cell differentiation; regulation of transcription by RNA polymerase II. The record is from RefSeq and is a predicted model, not a curated record. NCBI's taxonomy places the organism in Eukaryota, Metazoa, Chordata, Mammalia, Rodentia, Castoridae. Gene Ontology annotation, molecular function: RNA polymerase II cis-regulatory region sequence-specific DNA binding; DNA-binding transcription factor activity, RNA polymerase II-specific.
GGAAGCCGGGGCGGGGCGUGCACGUCAGCUGGGGCUAGAAAAGGCGGCGGGGACGGGCCCAACGAGGUGACAGCCGCACUUGGACAGAUCCCGGCCCGACGCCGCCAUGAGCGCUGCGCUCUUCAGCCUGGACGGCCCGGCACGCGGCGCGCCCUGGCCCGCGGAGCCAGCGCCCUUCUACGAGCCAGGCCGGGCAAGCAAGCCCGGCCGCGGGGCCGAGGCGGGGCCCCUGGGAGAUACGGGCGCCGCCGCCCCUGCUAUGUACGACGACGAGAGCGCCAUCGACUUCAGCGCCUAUAUCGACUCCAUGGCCGCCGUUCCCACCUUGGAGCUGUGCCACGACGAGCUCUUCGCUGACCUCUUCAACAGCAACCACAAGGCGGGCGGUGCAGGCAGCGCGGGCGCCCUGGAGCUGCUGCCUGGCGGGCCCGCGCGGCCCCUAGGCCCGGGCCUCACCGUCCCGCGCCCCCUCAAGCGCGAACCCGACUGGGGCGACAGCGACGCACCGGGCUCGCUGCUGCCCGCGCAGGUAGCUGCAUGCGCGCAGACCGUCGUGAGCUUAGCUGCAGCCGCACAGCCCACGCCGCCCACGUCGCCUGAGCCUCAGCGAGGCAGCCCGGGGCCCGGCCCCGCGCCCGGCCUUACCCGAGAGAAGGGCGCGGGCAAGCGGGGUCCCGACCGCGGCAGCCCAGAGUACCGGCAGCGGCGCGAGCGCAACAACAUCGCCGUGCGCAAGAGCCGCGACAAGGCCAAGCGGCGCAACCAGGAGAUGCAGCAGAAGCUGGUGGAGCUGUCGGCCGAGAACGAGAAGCUGCACCAGCGCGUGGAGCAGCUCACGCGGGACCUGGCCGGCCUCCGGCAGUUCUUCAAGCAGCUGCCCAGCCCUCCCUUUCUGCCGCCAGCCGGUACCGCCGACUGCCGGUAACGCGCGGCCGGGGCCGGCAGAGACUCAGCAACGACCGAUACCUCAGGCCCGACGGGCCGCAGCGGAGUGCGCGCUGCCCUGGCCGCGAGAGCCGCCCGGAGCCGGCUGUACUUUCUUUGCGACGUGGGAGGGAAAGGAAACCACAGCCUGGACUUACGCCACUGAACCGCGAGAGAAGCUAUACGUGUUUAUUUUCCCUAAAUUAUUUUUAUAAUGAUAGCUUUUUCUACAUCUUACUCUUGUCGAUGCAGCUAAGUGACUCCCGCCAGGAAAGGGCGUGUCCAGGACCUGGCGUGUGGUGAGGACCUGGGAACCUUGGGACCAGGUGUGUUGUUCAUACGGGUUAGUUGGGCGUCUUAGAGGAAGGGGCUGGGGCUGGUGCUUUUGAAACCUGCCAGCCACCUCCGCAUGUUCUGUGAAGCUGAUAGCGCAUGUUAGGCUGGCAGCUUCGCUGUAGAAAGUGUGCCCUGCAAAGCACCGUCUUAGACUUGGGUGAGAGGCUUGCUGAUUUGAGGGCCCUGCUGAGAACAGCCAAGAGCUCCCCAACUUUAGAUGGAUGGUUGAGGGGUGAAGGGGUAGAUAGAGGAGGUCUCAGUGAUCCACGGAAACCUAUCUGAUCAGUCUUGGGCUGUCUGUCGUGGGACUCAGCUUUCACUUUCCUGGGUGCUGUGGCUAACCGUGGAGUAAGUUUUCAAAGUGAGCAUGUAGUUAGUAGACAAAAAAGAAGGUUGCAAACCUACUUAAAACUGUCCAUCUUGCCAGGAAAUCUAGCAUUUCAAGGCUGAAAAACUAAAUACUGCUACCUGCCUUCCCCUAAGAGGACCGGGUAUUAGCAGGUACUUUUGGUGUUGGCAGCCAAGUGUAUAUUAUGUAAUUAAUUAUCCGUGGUCUGUUACUGUAUUGCUAAAAGGAAGAAAACAAAAUCUUCAGUGUUCAAAUAUAAUUAAUUUGUGGCUUUACUUGUAAUUCAGAUCUGGGCCAAGAAAGCUAAGGAUAACACACUGCUUUAAGUCUGUGUAGUCUUCCUCUCCGUGCAUUUACCCAGCAUGACUGAACAGGCCUGGUGAAGUGAGUUGCCUGUCCACCUAUCACCACAUGGGAUGAACUUUUCUACACAUUAUGGUAACAUUUUCACCUCUGACACAGUUCCCCAGAACAUUUUCCCCAAAAUACUAAACUGCAAAGUGCUUGGUUUGGACACUUAUUUAUUGCAGCAUGAAAGUAAUGUCACACUAUGGGACAAAGGUUUAAGCUUUGUGGGGUAUUUGGAGGAAAUACAAAGGAAAAAGUGAUAAAUCACUGUAAAAAUUAAAUAAAGU